Molecule: messenger RNA, 5888 nt
Organism: Argiope bruennichi
Lineage: Eukaryota; Metazoa; Arthropoda; Arachnida; Araneae; Araneidae
Exons: 12
Coding region: 341-4834 (1497 amino acids)
Source: RefSeq, a predicted model, not a curated record
UUCCAUAUUCUACUAAUAAAUACUUAAUUUUUUUUUUACUUGAAUUUAAGUUAGAAUAAGUUUAGCAUAUAACUAAGUAAACAAUAGUUCUGAAAUCGAGUAACACUUUUUGAUGUUUUGGUGUUGAUAUUUAAAAUAUGUCAAAUGAUUUUUUUGAUGUGAUGUGAGAUUUAUGCUUAAGUGAAAUUAUGUUUGUGAAGUGAGCAUCCAGUAGAAAUUUGUGCGAAAUUAGCUUCUAGUAGUAUCCAAAUGUAUUUGGGGCGUAAGAAUUCUUCACUUAGGCAUCUACAAAAAAGAAUGUAAAGUGCUACUUCUUCAGAUUUUAUGAAACCAUGACGACAUGCCCAAAAACACCAAAACUUUCACACAUUCAGAUAGUUCUGAUGAUGAUUUGCCUUCCAUUCCAUGGCUUAAUAACUUAACUGCAACACCUCGGAAAAAGACUUUUGAUGAGCUUUUCAAAGAAAAUACAAUUCUAAUUGAAAAUCAAGAAAAAGAACGGAGCUAUUGUGAACAGAUUGAAAACAUCAAGAUUCAUGACUCGUGCACCGAUGAAGAAAAUUUAAUUCGAAGUGAUGCUGUACUGGAUGAAGAGAAUUUAAUUCUAAGAGAUGCUGUACUGGAUGAAGAGAAUGAGAACAAUAAUUUUGAAAAGCCAUCUCUUCAACUCUUUGGUGAACUUGAUCAUUUACAAUUCUUUACUUGGGAUGAUCUGACUUUGCUAAAAUGUGGAUUUGAUUCUUCAUUGGAUUUCUCAGAAUUCGAAAAGUUAUUGAUUAGUCUAAAUGAAGAUGCGCUUCAAGAAGAGAUUAAAUGUAUUAAUUCACUUUUUCUGAAAAAAAUUGAGCAGUUGAUUCCAUUUAUUCAAUAUGCUUUCAAAACUAUGUCCCUUCAUCCUGAUGAAGAAUAUGUGAGAGCUUGCCAGAAAUUUAUAAAUUGGGUGAUACAUAAACAGCACGUACAGAAUAUUUCUAUUUCAUGUAUAGAUAUUUUCAUGGUUUUAUUUAAUUAUGGUGUCGAUACAAACAAAGAACUUUUUAAUCUACUGCCAGAAAGUAAAUCAGUGCGAAAAAGUGAAAUCAGAAAUGAAAUCCCCAAACACUGGGCUUUUAAUUUAAAAGCAGUACUGAGUUCAGUAGAAGAUUUAAUAAGUUGUUACAAAAUGGAAGAAGAUUAUCUGUAUAAUAUCUUUAUUUAUUUAUUGUGGAUGAGCAUGGACGAUUUCCUAAAAAUAAAAUCUAGUCUCCAACGAUGUACAGCAAUUAUUAUAAACAGAUUUUCUAAAAGAAACUGGCCAAUUUGGCAAUCGAAAAUUGCUCUAUUUGUGUUGUCUGCUGAAGUACAGAGAAAUAAUAAAUGGAAUUUGGUAUUAAAAAUGAUUAGAUGCAUAUCUUAUGAAACUUCUAGAGGAGUUCAGUUGUUCAGUUAUAUAUCUUAUCUAGCACUAAGAAAACUUACUUUUAAUUCUUCAGAUCCAAAUACCACACCAGAUUACACACAGAAAUUAUUCGAAGUUGAAAAUCUUAUGCCAAUUUUGGAAUCAAUUUCUCGCAUUGAAAAAAAUUUGCAGCUAGUAGCUAUCAAAUUCAUUGAUUUGUUUAUUUGGAAUUUGAAAUUAUCUUCGAAAAAAGAACUCUCUAAACUUUGUAUUUCAUUAAAGAGGUGUGGAACUUCUAUCAGCAAGCAUGCUACCAGACGACAGUAUUACCUAAGUGUUAUUUAUUCAAGGAUGAGCACUCUGGCUUCCUGUAGUAGUACGAAACAGAUGUUUGAUUUUGUAGAAGAACAAGAGGAUACAUCUAAUGAAGAAGACAGUAAUUCAUCUCAGUCUUCACUGGAAGAACAGUCAUUGAAUACAGAGUCGAAUAAGAGUUUUGAUAUUGAUACUUCUAAUGAUAUGCUACAAAAGGACAAUAUUGAUUUACAAAGCACUAUAACUAAUUCUUUAGAAGCAGAGAAAGAAAUAUUUCAAGACAAAAAUCACAAAGAAAAUAGUCAAAAAAGGCAUGAUGUUCUACCUUUUGGUCAAUUGAAAGAACAGACAAAAAAUAUUGUUUGUAAUACCAGUAAUAAACUGCUUCUGGAUGGUGCAAAAACUUUGGAAAGCAUCGUGAGCAGUGCAGUUCCAGAACCAGAAACAAAAUCAAAUGAUGAAUUGGAAGUCAUUUCAAAAAUGAAAUCUGAUGAAGAAACAGAAACAAUUUCAGAAUGCGAGGACUAUGAAUCUAAAAUGAAUGUUGGAAGAAAGAGAACUGUUACUCCUUCAAAAUUAGUUUCAAUUCAUCAUGAUCAUGAUUAUAUUAAGAAAGAACAAGCUGCUUAUUCUUCAAUAAGGCCUUCUAAAAAUUUAAAUACUUGUUUUGGUAAAUUGAAUGAAAGCAAUAACCAGUGUGAAUAUAAAUCAGCUCAUUCAGUUGCACAUAUAAAUACAUCUUCAUCUAUUAAUAGUUUGCACAUUCCUGAUAUUAAGAAAUCAACAGACAUGCAAUCGCAAACACGUUUCACUGAGAAUUCUGAAAAAACGAGAAGUAAUUUUAUGUUAGAUCCAGAAAAUCAUACCAGUACUAAAAAUAAUAUAAAUAUGGAAUCAGAUAACUUUCUUUGCACUGUGAUAUCUAAAUCCUCGCAAAUUGUUAUUCAAAAUGACUCUAUAAAAAGUGAAACUCUGUUAAAUCCUACUACAAUGAAAGAUUUAAAUUCUUGUGCAGUUUCAGAAAAUUUAGGGAAUUCAGUGAACAAUACAAAUGUUAUUUCAAAUAUUGGAUGUAGUGAUAAUGGGAUGCCUUCUGAAUUGAUUAGAUCUAAUGAAGAUAUUGGCCUUGUUAUUGAAAAAUUGAUAACUGAAAUGCAAAGUGGUUCUACUCAAAAUAAAACUUUUCAAAAUGUACUUCCAAUAGAAAGUUUAUAUUCUUGCUCAUCUUCAGAUAAUUCAAGGGAUUCGUUGAACAAUAGGGAAGCUAUUUCAAAUAUUGAACAUAGUGCUCCAACGAUAUCUUCUGUAUUGGGUAAAUCUUAUGAAGUUGAUAAUCCUGAGAUCUUCAUCGAUGCUAUUUCAGAAAAAACGAUUAGCCAUAAAAACGUGGUGAAUAGUGAAAAAAAUCCCUUACCUUUACUGACAGAAAUUAGUAGCAAUAUUCCCAAUUCUUUUCCAGAAGAAUUAAAUCUUAUUGAAAAAAACUUUGAUGAGAAAUGUGAAAGUGUGUCACAAAGAAAUAAUAAAAAAGAUCCUGACUUCUCAGAUUCAUAUGUAGCAGGUGAUCAAAAUUCGCCUGAUAUGCAGCUAAAAGAUACUCAUGACACAUUGUCUCCUUUGGUGGAUACAAAAAAAUCCCUGUAUUCAUCCCUAGGAUCAGAUGCAAACUCUGUUCGUCUACAAUUUGUAGAAAAUAUUGAAAAAAUGAACAGCAGUGAUAAUGAAAAGCACGAAAACUUUUUUAUGCCAUCAUUAGAUAAUAUUUUAAAUGAAAAUCAGAACUGUUCAAUAAAUACAAAUAUAAAACCUGCAAAUAAAUCUGUGUUUGGAUCUAAUUUUAAUCAUGAUAAUUCCUUUAUUGACCAUCAAAAUAUAACUGUGCCUUCCAAACAACUACCACAGGCUGAAGUUUCCACUAAAAUUCAACCUCAUUCCCUUAAAUUGCCAAAUAAAUCAUGUUCAAGUCCAAAACGUAAACAUGCAGAUCGUAUUUCACAUCUUGUUUCCAAAAGAGGUAAAUUACUGAAAACGGUGCUUUCUGGAGGUUGGACUGUAAAUUUUCCUGGUUCAUCAACUCCUUCUUCUGAACAUUUAAAUAGAGGGAAAACAGCUAACAUUGGAUCUGUAGCAGCAUUAACAAAAAAAUCAUCAAUAUAUUAUACUGAAAUAUGCAAUUCACAAUUAGGUAAUGAAAUUCCAGCAAUCAGAGAAAGUUUUGAAGUUAAUGCCAGUCAUUCUGGUAAUAAAGAAUCCAUUGAAAUCCAAGAAGAGUCAGAAAAUAUUAAUACUAAAAUUGAGAGUUCUGUAUCUUUAUGUUCUAAAAAUUUAAACUUAUACUCUGGUGAUUCAGAUUCUAGGAAUUCAAGUAAAGCAGGCAGUUCUAGUAGUAGCAAUUCAGAAUUAAAACAAUUAUAUAAAUCACAAUUCAAAAAUCUAAAUGGACCAAAUAUCAAUGAAUCAAGCUUUUUAGAUAAUGCAAGUAGCACUAUGAAGGAUUCUGAAACUGUAAAAUCUGCUGUCAGUGACUUUGUUGAAAGCAUUCUUAGUAAUAGUGAUGAUGAUAUACAAAUAAUUGAAGAAGUUAGUAAUAUUAAAACAGGCUCUAAAAAUAAACCCAAUAAUACUAUAGCAACCCUUGCUGAGGAUGAUGAUAUACAAGUAAUUGGAGAAUUUAGUAAUUCUGAAACGAAUACUAAAAAUAAAUCAUAUAAUUUUUCAGCAACUCUUGCUAAGGAUAAAAGACAGAAUUGCACUUCCCUUGAUGGGAUGAGUCCAGAAUCCAUUCAGAGCUCUCUAAAAUGUCACACAGAAUCCACACAACUAAGCCAAAUAGUACCUUAUUUAUCUGACAUUCUAUCAAAGAAGUCUAUGAAAUCUGAACCAACAACACCGAAGAAGUUUGUUAAUCCUAAACAAAGGACGCCAAAGAAACCUGUUAAUCCUAGUGUUUCAAAUUCAAAUUCUACACCAAUAAAAAAGCCGAAACUUACUCAGACUUUACUUACUACUGUGCCUCCUGCAAGUACAAGCAUUCCUACAUCAAGCACUAAAGCAAGUAAUUUGAUAAAACAAGGCAAUCUUGAAUGCGUUGAUCCAGAUUGUUACAUUAUAGAAGAUGACAACGUCAUUAAUCUUGAAUAGAUUCAUCAUAUGAUUGUAUAUAUUCAGAUGGCUUAGUUCUUAUGAAAAGUAUAUUUGUAAAUAUGUAAUAUAACUAUUUUGUAUAUAUUAUGUUUGGUGUUUGUUACUUUUGUUUUUAAUUGAAAAAGAAAAUGUAAAAAAAGCACCGUUUUUGCAUAUCACUAACUGUUAGACUGAAUUUCACUAACUUUUUUUUCUUCUCCUUCUUUGAAACAGAAACACAUUAACCAAUUUGUUUUGUUUUCUGCAUUAUCUAAAUAGAUGAUACAUUUUUUGAUAAUGUAUUAUUAUUUUGAUUCAGCUAAAAUCCAUGUAAUAUUUACGAUUCUUAUGGAUUCCUUAUAAUAUUUGAACUGAAUUAUACAAUCUGGGAUUGAAUUAAUUUUAGUACACAAGUUUAAUAUUACAAUAACUUGAUGUAUCUAUGAUGCACAAUCAAAUAAAUUGAAUGGAAAAAGUAUAAAAUUUAUUUAGAGGAUUAUGUUUCAAGAAUUAUGAAGUAUUUUUUAAUUUCAAAUAAGACCUAUUUUAUGAAUUCAAUUCAUACAUUUUUGGAUUGAAUAAAAGAGGCUUGGUAUUAAUUUUUAUAAGGUUGCUUUUUAUUGAUUGUAAAUUUAUAUAUAUAUAUAUAUAUAUAAUAGUAAAUCAUCAUAUGACUAACUCAUGGUUUUAUAAUAGUAAAUUUAUUUCUAGUAAGAUGUAUAUGUGCAGAUAUUUUUAUUAAUGUAAAUACGGUUUUUAUAUGUUUUACAAUUUUUUUUUUUUUGUACACAUAUUUUAUUAUAUAGUCUGACUCUAAUGAAUUGACCGGAGCAAGUAAGAAAUACGUGUUACGAGAACAAAUCUAUUGUAAUAUAUGAAUAGAAUAUCGAUCAUAUUUAUUACAACCCUAUUUAUCAUCUAUGAUCUGAUUUCAUUUCAUACUUUGCUCCUUAAUAGCACAUGCAUUCAUCUUUUGAAGGCGAAUGUCAACUCAUAAGAGCCAUGUUGUAUUGUUUAUUCUUUUUCUUUAGUUGCUUUUUCAUGCUGAAUAAAUAUUCAGUGAAAUUUUAAA